Molecule: messenger RNA, 6880 nt
Organism: Vitrella brassicaformis
Lineage: Eukaryota; Vitrellaceae
Source: the annotation of a GenBank genome assembly
GGGGGGGGGGGGGGAUGUGUAAGUGUGUGUCUGACGGCCACCCUGCCUACUCGACUAACGCUCGUGCCAUGAUGUGCUUGCCGCGUUGCAACCGACCUUAGUGGCCGAGAUCUGCUGAGGUGGCCUCACCCACACCUGAUAGCAACCAUCCAACAGCAAACAUCCAUGUGUGUGUGGCCAAUGCUUGGAUCUCUCCUUGUGCUCUGUGGGUGCUCUGGCAGCCUGCGUGUACGUAUCUACGCUGCCAAACAGACACGGAACACGCACACGCGGAGGGCAGCAGCAAACAGGUGGAUAUGCAAUGCGCUGCGAACGACCAACAUACGAGCAGGCACUCAACGUGCAAUCUCAUGGAGCUUCGCCCGUGUAGCAUCGUCACACUUAAGCAGCUUUUCCACCGGGGAGCGACCGGCACUGUGACACCGAACCGCUCUCCCUCUCAACCGCUAUCCGACACGGGUGGGUGUCCAGAUCUUUCUGGCCUGCGUGCUGAUCCUCGGAAGGACGAGCACGACGGCGAGAGGGUUGGUCUGUUGGUGAGCCGGUGAUGGCCGGAGAUGCGAAGAAGGGUCUUUGGUGUCGGCUGGGGGAAGUGAGGGAGGUGUUCCAUAGUGUGAAGGAGCGGCUGGUGGAUGGGAUCAGCGAAGGCUUUUAUCGGUACACCUUGUUCGUCUACGACUACCCAUGCUGGGUAAGGAGGCGAAGCAAAGGAGGGUCUCAAGAGGCUGCUUCAUGGGUCCCUUGCACAUGUGCCCUUUUGUCUGUCUGUCUGUCUGUCUGUGUGUCUGUGUGUGUGUCAGUUCAUCUGGGUGCCUGUGUUGGUGGCUUUGUUUAUGGGGGUUGGAAUUCUCAACCGAACAGAGGAGUACGGGCCGAUGAAACUGUACGCUCUCUCUGACUCGCAGGCCAUGAAGGUCCGUCCACCAGACAGACACACAGAUGUGUGAAGCCCUUUCUCUCCCCUUUGCUGCUGUCCUUUUCUCUGCUCAAUAAGUCAGGAUCAGGCCAGGCUGACCGAGCUGUUCGGCAACAUGCCGAGGGUGACCUACCUGCUUGUGGAGGGCAUUGACGGCCAGAACCUGCUGCAGCCACACAUACUGCGGGCCCUCAACCGUUUGGACCGGCAGGUGGCCAACCUGACCGUCACUGUGGACGGGGUGACGUAUGGGUAUGAGGACCCACGAUAUGAGUCCGUGUGUGUCAAGGACGGCACCAAGCGGUGUGAGCAUGAGAGCGUCGUGCAGCUCUACCCACCCAAGGAGUGGAAGACCGACUAUGGCGACGGGAAGUGAGUGAAGUGAAGAGGGAAACAGAGGGAGGGAGGGAGGGUGGCGGGGACAGGGCAUUACACGCACACACGCUGUGCUGGUUGUUAUUUGUUUGUCUUUGUUUGUGUGCGUGUAGCUAUGAGGUCGACUUCAACAAGAGCCUCGACUACCCGUACCACUACAGCGUGCGGUUGGACAGCAACUGGUCCCGCGAAAACUCCUCCAACAUCCGUUGGCCCGUCCCCCUUCUCGUCGCUAACGUGACACUCGAACCGGAAGGAUGCAACCUCGCCACUGUCAAGACAGGAAUCGGAGGCGGAGGAUGCAAGGUCAAAGCCGCUGAAGGUGAGCGAGCCAUCGCUCGUAGGCAUGCGCAUUCGCAUCACUCACUGUUCCUCUCUCCACCCCGUGGCGUGUGUGCAGCCCUGCUGUUCCGGUGGCUGCUGCGUCUUAAUGGUUCGGAUGACUUUUGGGAUCCGGUGUUGCUGGCGUGGGAGCAGGCGUGGCUCGAUUUGAUGUGGGAGCAGAUGCCGGUGUUCGACGAGAUCGGCGUGAGGCUGGUGCGCAACGCCCGGCGGUCAAUCGACGACGAGCUCGAGGAGAGCACGCGGCUGGGGCUGCUCGACUUUGCGCGAUACGUCAUCGGCGGCAUCAUCAUCUUCUCAUACUGCGCCAUCGUCAACUUCUCCACCACACCGCACCGAUCCAAGUAUGCUUGUAUGUGUGCCGCGGGAUGGAUGCGUCCACGUGUGUCCCCCCCUCUGUCUGAGUGUUGCAGGUCCCUGCCGGCGUUGUUUGGGUGUUUUGCGGUGCUGUGGGGGGUGAUGUUCUCUGCGGGUCUGUACUACAGCCUGGGGUUCGUGCACGUGCCGCCGAUCGAGGCGACCCCUUUCCUCUGCAUUGGCAUCGGCGUCGACGACACGUUCGUCAUACUCAACAGCUACGCACUGGCCGUCAAGGUGACCGACCCUAGGGAGCGGGUGGCCGUCGCCAUCAAAGACUGCGGUACGUUCUUGGAUAGAUUUGGUGUCGGAGGGAAAGCGUGUCGGUGCAAUUGUCUCUGUCUCUCGGCGUGUGUCUGUAUGUGUGUGUGUGUGUGUGUGGUGGAUUCAGGCAUAUCGAUAACGAUCACCACUCUGACCAAUCUGAUUGCCUUUGGUGUGGGUGCGUCGAGCGACUACUUCUCCAUCCGGCUCUUCUGCAUCAUCACCUUCUUGGCGCUGCUCAUGGUCAGCCAGCCUGCCCCACAAUAAACACACAUAUGUAUACCCAUGCACACACAGAGAUGUCCCUGUCUUCCUCGAUCCCCUUUCAGAGCUACUUCUACGCCCUCACUUUCUUUCUCGCCAGUGUGUGUCUGGACGCCAAGCGUGAGGCGGCCGGCAAGGGGCCUUACCUUGAGACAUGGUGCAACACCUGCAGAAAGAGGAGGCGAUCAUCCACACCAACACCAACACCAGCACUAAAAUUAGCACAACCGCCACCGCCACCAGCUGCUGAAGAACACCACGAUCCAGAGCAGCCACAGCCGGACAGUACCACCGAGCCAGAGCAAGAGCAGGAGCACCAUUCGGUGAGCAUCUCAGCCGCCCACCCCUCCACCCCCCGCCGCACCUCCCCCCCUCCCGCCCCCCCUGACACCUUUGAGCUCGCGGCUCUGCAGCUCAAGGUGCAAGAGCUCACCAUCAGGCAGAGAAAGGCCAGCACAAGCACCACAAGCACCACAAGCACCACGAGCAGCUCGCGACAACACGGGUGCAGCAGUGGCGGUUUCUUCGGCGUGCAUCUGGGUUACGAUGAUGGGUGGGACGAGGCGCGGGACGGCCCCAUGGCCGACGUGGUGGAGCCUGUGGGCACUGUUGGGCGGAAGGUGCGGUGGGCGUUCAGGCGCCUCUGGGGCAGAUGGGUCACCAUCCCUGCUGUCAAGGUAGACACACAUACACACACAUAGACACACCAAGGCAGAGGGAAAGAUCAUCUACCGUCCCUCGCUACAUGUGCUUAUGCAGGUGGUGACUCUGCUGUUGUUUGCCGGCUACAUUGCCGUGUCUGUGUGGGGCGUGACGCGAAUGACGACUGGUUUGGAUCUCUUCUGGCUGACGCCUGAGGACUCGUACUACAGGGUGUUCUGGAGUCGGUACUUCACCAGCUUCACCUCCUACGGCGAGGACGUCUUUGUAGUCUUCCCAAACCGGCAGGAGUGGUGGAAGAAAGACGUCCGGGUGAGUGGCUGGCGCACACGGAUCAAUCAAUGGGAGGACGGCUAUAAUGCGUUCAUGUGCUGCCCUGCCCUGCGUGUGUCCACAGGAGGAGUACAUGGCGUAUGAGGAUCGGCUACGGAGCAGCAGCUACGCGUCGGACCAGGUCCUCUCGGGUAUGUAUGAGUUCUACAAAUAUACCAAGGCCGCCCAUGAUGGAGAUAUGGACCCACAGGCAUUCAUCGACACGUAAGCUGUCUGGACUGCAGAGAGGGAGAUACACAGACCUCCACACCCAAAGGUGCACACAUGCCUCGAUGUGCCCGUUCGCUCACAAACAGGCUGAGGAACUUCCUGAAGUUGCCGAUGACCAAGAUCCUCGCCAGCGACUUCAAAUUCGACGAAGGUGAGAUGCACCCCCACACACAGCGCUCGAGCACGGCCUCUCACGCCCCCAUUUCUGUAUGUGUGUAUGUGUGUGUGUGUCAUGCCAGAGGGCCUGUGUGCCUACAGGUUGCGUUUUUUCAAGAAUCCUGACGUGUCGAGUGCCAAGCUGAUGACGCGCAGCCGUGAGGACUGCCACAUCGCAGCCGAGGGGCCUGGGGGGCUUGAGUGCUUCCCCUAUGGCGAGUACUUCCCCUAUUACGAGCAGGACGUGUCAAUCGUGCAGUCGACCAGCCUCAACAUGGGAUAUGCGCUCAUCGCUGUGCUCCUGGUGAGUGGGGGCACCAUAGAACGCAUACAAGGGGAGAUGGCGAGGUGUGUGGGGAUGUGUCCAUGUGUGUGUGUGUGUGUGUGUAUGUUUAGGUGUCGAUGUUCCUGAUGCGGGAUUGGCAGUGUUGGGUGUUGGUGAUGGUGAUGCUGGUGACCAUCGACGUGGGCCUGUUUGGGUUCUUGGAUUUCUGGGACCUGAAGCUCAAUGGGUUGUCAAUGGUCUGCCUCAUCAUUGGUGUCGGGUUCUCAGUCGACUACACGGUGAGUGAGUGGGGCAAAGAGCUCAUCUCACACGUCAUUCUUGUCACACUGCUCUCUCUCUCUCUCUCUCUCUGUGCUGUGCUGUGCUGGUAAACUUGCUCAGACCCACAUGUGCCACACCUUCUCCCACUGUGUCGGGCCCACCCGCAACCACAGGUAUGCAGCGGCCGCGUAUGGGAGGAGGGGAAUGGAUUAUGCAUUUUGGCUGGUGAUGUGUGGUAUAGGGUUGCUGAGACGCUGAUCCUGAUGGGCAAUCCGCUGCUGCAGGGAGUGUUCUCGACGUUCCUGUCUCUGCUGGUCAUCCUCACCAUGAGAAGCUUCAUAUUCGUUAUCUUUUUCAGAAUGAUGACUCUUGUAAGCACAAACCACCCAAGACAGACAGACACACACACAAUGCUCCGUUUCUCUCUCCCUCCCUGCCUGCCCUCAAUCAACCAUCAGGUCUUGUGGAUCGGCUUCGGCCACGGGAUUAUCCUGCUGCCUGUUGUCCUGUCCCUCAUCGGCCCAAAGAAUGACCCCCACACCCACACCCACACCCACACCGCCCCUGAGCCAACCAAGACAAUCUCGAUGUGUGCGAGUGACAACAACAGUCGCGAGGGUGACAGCGGCACCAAAGGGGGGCAGCUGAUCUUGGGGCAGCUGAUUGUGGGGCAGUAGCCGGCGCCGUCUCUCUGGGACACAAGCGAAGGUGACGGCGUGACGACCGAGAUCCCGGGCGGCAUCCCGACUCUGGGGAUGCUCGUUCGGAUAAAGUGGCUGUCUGUCUGUCUGUCUCCUGCUGUGUGCGUCCGUCUGUCGUGUCUUUUUUGCGAAUCUUGACGUGACGCGCCUGUGGACGCGCCCUUUUGGGUGCUCUGUCUGUUUCCAUGACGUGCCAUGAUCAUGUGUUUCAUUAUGUGGGGCGCCUCGCGCGGUGUAUUUUUGGCGGCCUGUCGUGUGCCGUGGUCGGAUGCACCACAUCACAUGCGUAUCUGUGUGUGGGCGAGGUUGUGUGAAACUGGCGAUUUGUGCGUCAUUGCAUGCGUCGUGGUCGGAUGUAUUGCACACGUGUCUGGUGGGCUGUUGGUGGCUGUCUUUUUGCACCACUUUGCGCGCCGCUCUCCCUUUUUGGUGGCUUGUGUGGCAUGGGGGAGGGGAGCUCUACUCUGGCAGCUUGAGAGGGGGGGAGUGGUCCGUUUGAUGACCAUUGCCGCCAUUCUGGGUAACGAUGAGCGGUGUGCUGUGGGAAUGAACAGAAAAGUGCGUGAGGGCGCUGUAAGCGAUACGUGCGGGUAAAGUGGUGACUUCGCUGGCCUCUCGGGUGAAAACUCUCGAGGGGCAGGACGGCAAACCCUGUCCUCUGUCUGUCUGUCUCUCUGUCUCUGUCUCUGUCUGUCUCUCUCUGUCUGUCUGUGUGCGGCCUGUGGCGUUAGAUUGAGCUGAUUCUAUGCCACUCGGCAUUGCGUGCCUGCGGACAUUUUUUCCUUUUUUUGGCGGCCUGUCGUGUGCCGUGGUCGAAUGCACCACAGCACAUGCGUAUCUGUGUGUGGGUGUUGGUGGCUGGCUAUUUGCACGACUGACUUGACGCGCUCUGCUCUGUUCGGCGUAUUGUCGUCGUGUGUGGUUUUCGUUGGCCAUUGGGACAUUCGUUGGGACAUUCGUUGUGAUGUCCCAAUGGCCAAGGUCGUCAGUUUGUGUGAAUGGGAGUCACAGAAACAGACACGAGUGACUGUGUUGACAUGGCCAAGGUCGUCAGGUUGUGUGAAUGGGAGUCACAGAAACAGACACGAGUGACUGUAUUGACACAUCAACAGUUGUGACUCUCGAAUCCGUCAGUUGCGAUUCCAUCCAUCUCUUCCACUCAUUCUGUGUACGUGAUUGGUGAAUCCAGAUAGACGGCGCUUAUAGACGACACGGCCGCCUCGAGGCAGGCGUAUUCUCUUAGUAGUCUAAGACAGAAUGAAGCACCCGCGUCGCGGCGUCUCGGCCCAACUAAAGCCACAUCCCGUACCCCUCUCCUUCCACUAACCUUUCAUCCAAACAAUCACCACACACACCUACCUUACGCCGUGACUGUGGACACAAGGGCCGUCAGGAAUGCAGGCAGGUAUGAGACAACAAGGGUGCAUGUGGACGUAUUACUGACUCGAUUCGCGCGUGGGACGUUCCCGACGCUCGGUGCUGGAUCCUACAUGCUGUGCAAUUGCAGGCGGAGGUGAACGCAGCUUAGCUCGACAUGCCUCGUCCCGUGAUGCUCUGGCGAUGAGCUGGCAAAGCCGAUUGAGGUAAAGAGAAGGCAAAUUGACAGAGGGGGCAAACUCCGGAUGAGUUGCCCUCCUCCGUCGGGGGGUCGGGACUCGCUCCGCGUCACCGCGUCGCGAAAUGCAUGCAAAGCCCCCAAGCUCGCAUGAGGCCCCCAUCAUCAUGACCAUUACACGGACCACUAGACGGAGUCGU